Messenger RNA from Adineta ricciae, 2139 nucleotides. The record is from the annotation of a GenBank genome assembly. Lineage: Eukaryota; Metazoa; Rotifera; Eurotatoria; Adinetida; Adinetidae.
AUGUAUGUCACUCUACAAUGGAUUCAAUAUAUCAUCAAUUUUUUCCAAGACGAGGUGUUCUUUUCCUCGGAUUUUCGUUGGUCAAGUGCAAAUUCAUUUUCAACACUGGCUGGUUUCUGUGAACUAGCGAACAAAGUGAUAACUGAUAAUUUGAUAACAUUUUCAUUGAAUCAGUAUGUGAGCACGACAGUGACGCCAGUAGAUCUGUUCAACUCACAAGUUCAAGUACUCGUCGAUCAGUUCAAAUCGUCAAUCACAAAUACCUUCAUUAUUUCGUUGAACGCCAUAAGAAGCACAACUCAGAGUAAUGGUCUUUAUUCUGCAUUAGUAACCAAUUACCAAUUGGUAAUACUACCUGGAAGUGCUUCUUUAGCUAGAGGCGGAUAUUCAUACUCAAAUUGCAGCUGUAUCGUCUCCGCGAAAUGCUUGAGACCGUUUCCAAUUUUCAACUAUCCGAAUACUACACCUAUUUACACGGUACCUGGCAUGUAUCGAGGAUGUUUCAUCGUUGAGGCUCUUCUUCAGUCCAAUUUGCAAUGUUUCUAUGAUCGAAAUUGUUUAAAUCAAUUACAAUCCUAUUUCAUUUCAUCAACAUCAAUCAAUCUUACUUCUCUCGAUUCAUCAUUAUCAACACAUUACUCGAUUAACUCAACAAUCGAACAACUUCUUGAUGAAUUAAUGAUCGAACAAUGGAAUAUUUCAAUUACAUACAAAAACUAUUAUGAUGAAUGUCAACCAAAGGAAUGUAGUUACAUACAUGAAGCAAAGAAUAGCAUAGUUUAUGUUAUAACAGCACUGAUUGGUCUUUUGGGUGGAUUAAUAACUAUUUUGCGUCUGAUUAUACCGAGAUUGGUGACAUUGGUAAAAAAAUACAAAGAAACACGAAGAAUUGAAAAUGUUCAAAAUCCCGAUGAACUGAGCCGCAGUCUAAUUCAAAAAUUAAAACAGUAUCUUAUAACGUUAAAUCUGUUUGAGUCAAUUCCACCUACAACUGAUCAACAUCAACUUCGAAAUCAAAAGAUAUCAACAAGAAUAUUCAUUUUCUUUCUUCUCUCUUCAUUGAUCAUUCUCUUCUUAUACAAUUCGCUCAUUACAAUCAUUCAAACAUCGACCAUUCCAAAUCCAACAUAUGAUCAGUAUUUACAACAUUAUUCACUUUAUUCACAAUCAUUAACAUGUCCAUGUACAAAAAUACUAACCAACUAUGACACGUUUCUUCACAUUGAUUACACAUUACAUCAAGUGUGUACCAGCAUGUAUGUCACUCUACAAUGGAUUCAAUAUAUCAUCAAUUUUUUCCAAGACGAGGUGUUCUUUUCCUCGGAUUUUCGUUGGUCAAGUGCAAAUUCAUUUUCAACACUGGCUGGUUUCUGUGAACUAGCGAACAAAGUGAUAACUGAUAAUUUGAUAACAUUUUCAUUGAAUCAGUAUGUGAGCACGACAGUGACGCCAGUAGAUCUGUUCAACUCACAAGUUCAAGUACUCGUCGAUCAGUUCAAAUCGUCAAUCACAAAUACCUUCAUUAUUUCGUUGAACGCCAUAAGAAGCACAACUCAGAGUAAUGGUCUUUAUUCUGCAUUAGUAACCAAUUACCAAUUGGUAAUACUACCUGGAAGUGCUUCUUUAGCUAGAGGCGGAUAUUCAUACUCAAAUUGCAGCUGUAUCGUCUCCGCGAAAUGCUUGAGACCGUUUCCAAUUUUCAACUAUCCGAAUACUACACCUAUUUACACGGUACCUGGCAUGUAUCGAGGAUGUUUCAUCGUUGAGGCUCUUCUUCAGUCCAAUUUGCAAUGUUUCUAUGAUCGAAAUUGUUUAAAUCAAUUACAAUCCUAUUUCAUUUCAUCAACAUCAAUCAAUCUUACUUCUCUCGAUUCAUCAUUAUCAACACAUUACUCGAUUAACUCAACAAUCGAACAACUUCUUGAUGAAUUAAUGAUCGAACAAUGGAAUAUUUCAAUUACAUACAAAAACUAUUAUGAUGAAUGUCAACCAAAGGAAUGUAGUUACAUACAUGAAGCAAAGAAUAGCAUAGUUUAUGUUAUAACAGCACUGAUUGGUCUUGUUGGAGGUCUCAUAAAGAUUUUAAAAAUUGUUAUUCCAACGAUUGUGAAGCUGAUUGAUUGGAUAGUUCAAAAAUGA